GCUUCACCUUCACUGUCUUUGAAAAUAAAAGACCUUCCACGUCAGCAUCACAACGUCCCAAAUUUCAAGUUUAUUUCCCGCCCAGAAGUAACCUAAAGAAGACUAUUAGACAGAGAUAAAUCCCCUUUAGACACAUAAUAACGCGUCUUGCAUCUAUCUCAAUUCUCAGAAUUCAGAAUUCAGAAUUCAGAAUCAGAUAUGGAAGAACCUGUCAAAGAUCAACAACCCUCUUCUGCUACUUCUUCUGGAAACUCGUCCAGACCCAAGCUUCAGAGGUACGCGCUCCGCUCCGUUACUAAAUCCAAGGAAGAGAAGCCGUCUGCUCCCAAUUCUUCUGAGUCCAAAAGGGGUGGAAAUGCUUCAACUGUAAGCAAAAGUGUGGGUGUUCUAGACUUCUCUGCCAAGGACAAGUCUGGUAGUGCCAAACCACCCAGAAGGUUCUCCAAUCCUGCCAAAGCAUCUCCCACUCCAGGACACAAGGUGGCUAGCAACAUUACCCCAAUCUCUGAGACCAGGACAGGCAGAACUCCUUAUGGUCAAGGCAGAGGCAAAACAACACCCAUUUCUGAAAUUUCCAGGACAUCUAGCAGAGUGAAGUUAAAUCUUCUAACCUCACCUUCAUAUUGGUUGAACCAGAUCAAGCUCUCUGAAUCUGCUGCCAAACACUCAAUUUCACUUGGCUUCUUCAAACUAGCUUUGGAGGCAGGAUGUGAGCCUCUCAAGUCAAUGCAAGAAGAGCUAAAAUCUUAUGUGAGCAGACAUCAGCUUGCUGAGCUUGGAGAAUCUGUGAAAGAGUUACUUGAAAGAUAUAAUAUCUCAGAAAACAUAGAGCAGUUGCAGGUGUCUGAAACUAUUUCACAGGUUCCGGAAGACGGAAACCGAUCGUCUGAUGAUGAUGUGCAUAGCUCUUCUUCUACCAUGGAGGCUAGAAAAUUGAAACCCAAGUGCUUGAACAUUGAUUCUCCUCAACCUCAACUCAACACUCCUGCAAUAGAGUCAAACAAGAAGGAGAACACUGAAUCUACUCAACUCACUACUCCUGCAAUAGAGUCAAACAGGAAGGAGACUAGCCAAAAGGGUAGUCCUGGAUCCAGGUUGCGAGGAAAGCUUAGCACCAACUCCAAAACUCCAAGGCCUGCUUUAGACAGUGGGAAUCGUAGGUCCGGUAGAAAUUCUGAGAAGCCAAGCAAGCAAGAGGCUAGUAAGGAUAAGGGCAUGGUCAGGAGGCAGGGAAAGAAAUCUGAUGUAAAAGUUCCAGUUAGCACUCCAAAGGGAAACAAAGAAAAUAAGUAGGACGUUCAGACCAAUGAAGAGGUCAGCAUGGUAGAAGUCCUGUAAACAAUAUUUCAAGCUUGGAUUUCUGAAUUUUUGUGAUUCUCAUACUUUCGAAUUAUGUCUGCCCGUCUUCUAUGUGGAGCUUGCUUAUGAGUUCAGAUGAAAAUGGUUUUUUAUUGUCUGCUGUCAAAGGCUGCUAUUCAUCUUAUAUUUUGUGGCUGUGUCCUGUUAUUUAUUAUUACAAAGUCCCUAAUCAAACCAAACUGUAUUGAAUCUUGUGGUUUUUGUCUAAUGUCCAUAUCUAUAGCUGAAUUUGUAAUAUUUGUGAGUGCAGAUUUCUGACUUGAAUUUAUUAGUAGUAGCCAUUUCAUCU
Molecule: messenger RNA, 1648 nt
Organism: Lotus japonicus
Lineage: Eukaryota; Viridiplantae; Streptophyta; Magnoliopsida; Fabales; Fabaceae
Exons: 6
Coding region: 199-1293 (364 amino acids)
Source: RefSeq, a predicted model, not a curated record